Helobdella robusta is the source of this 3075-nucleotide messenger RNA. RefSeq lists its product as hypothetical. The annotation marks the transcript as partial. Gene Ontology annotation, cellular component: plasma membrane. Gene Ontology annotation, molecular function: guanyl-nucleotide exchange factor activity; protein heterodimerization activity. The record is from RefSeq and is a predicted model, not a curated record. NCBI's taxonomy places the organism in Eukaryota, Metazoa, Annelida, Clitellata, Rhynchobdellida, Glossiphoniidae. Gene Ontology annotation, biological process: Ras protein signal transduction; positive regulation of GTPase activity. The transcript has 21 exons.
AUGAAUGUUACCGAACAACACACGUUCAAUUUUGACUCGGAGGAGAAUGUUGCCAAAUGGAAAAAGGUCUUCGUCGCAGCCCUCGGAAAGAAACUUCUGGAAGUCCACCCGAAGCUGACGAUCACACCAGACGCUCUGGAGAAAAUCGAGAAACUUCUAGUACGCAUGCUGAAAACUCUCUGCACCCCCACCCCGUUUCUACCCCACCACACCGUGGCAGACGUCCUAAAAAGGGUCAACAAGAAGUUCCUGGAGCCAAUAAAAUCGUGGGCUAUCGCCGAUGCCAAUGCUGCCAUUGAUAAGUUUCAGAAAACCAAAAAAGCAACUUGCGUUACGAUGCCUGUCGAUAAAAUCCAUCAACUUCUCGUCAAAGAGAUAUUUAACUGCAAGAUAGACUACCAGGUUUCACUGUUCAUAUCAGCCGUCCUUGAAUAUAUAGCUGGUGAUAUGCUUAAACUGAUCGGCAAUUACGUUAAGAACAUUAAACACUCUGAGAUCACCCAUGCUGAUAUUGAUAUAGCCAUGUGUGCGGACAAGGUACUGAUGGCUAUGUUGUUUGAGGAUGAUGAAGAAGAGGAGGAGCGAAUGAUCGACACAGAGAGGAAUAUAAAUCAAGGGUAUCAUUAUCACCAUCACUAUCGUCAUCAUCAUCAUUACUAUCAUCAUCAUUAUCGUCAUCAUUAUCGUCAUCAUUAUCAUAACUAUCGUCUUCGUUAUCGUAACUGUUACCGUCACCAGCAACAUCAUUAUCGUCAGCAUUAUCAUCGUCAUCAUCAUCGUUGUCAUCGUCAUCAUCAUCGUCUUCAUCAUCAUCAUCAUCAUCAUCGUCUUCAUCAUCAUCGUCUUCAUCAUCGUCGUCUUCAUCAUCAUCAUCAUCAUCAUCGUCUUCAUCAUCGUCGUCUUCAUCAUCAUCAUCAUCGUCGUCGUCAUCAUCGUCUUCAUCAUCGUCGUCAUCAUCUUCUUCAUCAUCGUCAUCAUCAUCAGAUGUCUGACAUGGAUAAGAGGAUGGCCUCCUGUCGCCUCUUCCGGCGGAAAGGGAUGUUUGUAAUGAUGAUGAUGAUAAUGAUGAUGGGGAUGGCGGUGAUGAUGAUGAUGGGGAUGAUGAUGAAGGGAAUGAUGAUGAUGACGGGGAUGGCGGUGACGAUGAAAAUGAUGUUGGCGAUGAUGAAGAUGGACGAGAUCCAGCUUUCGAUAGAUGGGUGGGUGGGCAGAAACCUCUACCAGAUCUGCAACGGAUACAUUACGGAAGGUUACCUACAGAAAGUAUCCGGGAAGAGAGUGUCUGACCGCUACGUGUUCCUACUUGACGGAUUAGUGAUACUGACAAAACGGAUAGCCUCACAAGUUCGGCGAUCCGUGACAGCCGCAUUCUCCGGCUCGUACGAAUACAAACUGAAGGAGAAGUUCAUGAUCCGGAAGAUUGACGUCAUCGAUAGGGACGAUACGGACGAGUUGAAGAACGCUUUUGAGAUAGUAUCAUCUCAACACAAGCAACAAUCAACAGUGGUCUUGAUCGCUAAGUCUCUUGAUGAGAAAAUAAACUGGCUAUCUGUAUUCUUUUCACUUAUUUACAGGAGUACAUUAGAGAGAUGGUUGGAUACGAAAUUGAAGGAGGAAGAGAAGAAACAACCGCUAAAAAUGCCGACGCCCGAUGUAUACAGGUUAUUUGCGGAAGAAGACUCGGAAGAUAAUAUUUUAUUCGAGGACAAUGGAUACGACAAUGGCAACAGUAAUGAUAUUCCCAUCAUUAAAGGUGGAACGAUAUUGAAGUUAGUGGAGCGACUAACCUACCACUCCUACUUUGACCCGAAGUUCAUCAAAACUUUUCUCACAACUUACCGAACUACGGCCAACCAGCCAGAAAAACAACCUACUUGUCAAUCAAACCAAUCAACCAGCCAACCAAUAAGUCAACCGACCAAUCAAUCAAUCGCUCUACAACCACCCACCCACCCAACAAACAAACCACACAUUUACACACGCACACACAACAUACACACACACACGACAGUCUUGAACGUGAUAAGGCUCUGGGUGGACUAUCAUUGGUACGACUUUGAGAACAACAAGCCCUUACAGAGUCAGGUGAAGGAUUUCGUGAAUGAGUCAUUAAGGGGUAGGGGUAAGCUUCUGAUCAAAUGGGUCGAGACCAUUCUGAAGAUUAUGAAUAGAAAGUUCUCCAUGAUCCCGAACGAGCCGAAGCAGAUAACGUUCAGUAGGAAGCCACCAAUGGCUGAAUGGCACAUAUCAAAGAUUCCUACUGAUUAUGAUCUUAUGAAUCUCCACCCUAUAGAAAUCGCCCGCCAGGUAACUUUACUUGAAUUUGAAAUUUUCCAAAAAAUUAAAUCCUCCGAAAUGGUGGGCGCCGUCUGGAUGAAGAAGGAGAAACAUCUGACGUCACCGAACCUACUCAAAAUGAUUCACCACACGACUAAGUUUACAUUCUGGUUGGAAAAGUGCAUAGUUGAAGCCGAGAACUUUGAGGAACGUGUGGCCGUCGUCUGUCGCGUCUUGGAGCUGCUAAUCGUCUUUCAGGAGCUCAACAACUUCAACGGCGUCGUUGAGGUUUACAGCGCGCUUAAUUCUGCUUCAGUUCACAGAUUAGAUCAUACGUUUGAGAAAAAGUAUCCGAAGCAUCAGAGGGCCUAUGAGGAAGCGAAGGAGUUGAAUGGAGAUCAUUUUAAGAGGUACCUGGAGAGGUUGAGGUCAAUCAAUCCACCCUGUAUACCCUUUCUAGGGAUGUACCUGACGAAUAUUUUUCAACUGGAGGAGGGAAACCCGGAUUAUCUGCCUAAUAGGCCGCCGGAGUUUAUAAACUUCAGUAAGAGGCGCAAGGUGUACGAGAUCACAGCAGAAAUUCAACAGUACCAGGAUCAGCCAUAUUGUCUCAAUGUUGAACCCACUAUUAAGGCAUUCAUUGAGAACCUGCGACCGUUGGGCGACAUGAGCGAGAAAGAUUUCGACGACUACCUCUACGAACGUUCCCUCGUCAUCGAACCGAGGAACGGCAAGCCGGCCAAACUCGAGCGGAAGCGACCGUACUCGCUAAAGUCGCCCGGCACCAAACCGACAUCU